Messenger RNA from Cornus florida, 1197 nucleotides. RefSeq names its product 2-Cys peroxiredoxin BAS1, chloroplastic. Bases 127 to 930 code for a protein of 267 amino acids. Gene Ontology annotation, molecular function: thioredoxin peroxidase activity. Gene Ontology annotation, biological process: response to oxidative stress; hydrogen peroxide catabolic process; cellular response to stress. NCBI's taxonomy places the organism in Eukaryota, Viridiplantae, Streptophyta, Magnoliopsida, Cornales, Cornaceae. The record is from RefSeq and is a predicted model, not a curated record. The transcript has 7 exons.
ACCAAAACUCCCACCCACUUUCUAUACUACUUAUCCGCUCAACAACCAUAUCUCCACCUUAGACUGCUAGCGAGCGAAUCAGAGAACAAUUGUAGAGUGAGAGAGAGGGGGAUUUCGGCAUCUCCAAUGGCUUGCACAGCUGCUUCAACCACUCUUCUUUCUUCUUCAAACCCUAGGGCUUACAUUUCCCCCAAAUCUUCCCUUUCCAAGCCCUUCUCUCAAUCCCCAUCCACCCCCAAUUCUUUCAAUGGUUUCCGAAAACCCUUCCAAUCUCUAGUCUCUCGUUCUAUCGCCUCCCCCACAUCUCACUCUAGACGGAGCUUCGUUGUCAGAGCUAGUGAACUUCCACUGGUUGGAAAUUCAGCCCCAGAUUUUGAGGCAGAGGCUGUUUUUGAUCAGGAGUUCAUCAAGGUCAAACUCUCUGAGUAUAUUGGGAAGAAAUAUGUGAUUCUUUUUUUCUACCCUCUGGACUUCACAUUUGUUUGUCCCACCGAGAUCACUGCUUUCAGUGACCGUUAUGCGGAUUUUGAGAAGGUAAACACGGAAGUACUGGGGGUUUCUGUAGACAGUGUGUUCUCCCACCUUGCAUGGGUCCAGACUGAUAGAAAGUCUGGGGGGCUUGGUGAUCUCAAGUAUCCAUUGGUUUCUGAUGUGACCAAAUCAAUUUCAAAGUCAUAUGGUGUGCUGAUCCCAGAUCAGGGAAUUGCAUUGAGAGGUCUUUUCAUUAUUGACAAGGAAGGAAUUAUUCAACACUCCACUAUUAACAAUCUUGCAAUUGGCCGAAGUGUUGAUGAGACAAUGAGAACGCUCCAGGCAUUGCAAUAUGUGCAAGAGAACCCAGAUGAGGUAUGUCCGGCUGGAUGGAAGCCCGGUGAGAAGUCCAUGAAGCCGGAUCCUAAGCUCAGCAAGGAAUAUUUUUCGGCAAUAUGAGAUGAAUAGUACUGAAAUCCUGGUAGCACCUCUGUUGGUUAUAUAGAGAGUUUCUACAGAGUUUUGUUUUCAUCUACAUGUUGUUUUUCCAAGUCAUUUUGCUCACUUUGGAGCAGUUGUUUCUGGGAAUGAACGAGUUGAACCAGAUAUGCCCCGUCUCUUAGAAUUCAUUGAUGUAGCAAACUCAAGUUUCUGUGUUCUUCCCUCAAGCCUUGGAUCGUAUAUUCAACUUCUUCAAAACUGAGUUACAACUUUCAUUUUGAUAAA